CUGUGUGUGGUCACGUGAUGCGGUGACGUCAGUGGAGCGGUCACAUGACUCUGUGUCAGGUACGGUCACAGCUGCGCUGGGAACAGGUGAGGUGAGCCGCCCGCUCCGGUCUCCGCUCCUCACCUCCGGUCUGUGCUCCGGUCUCCGCUCCCCUCUCUCCAGCAUGAGUUCGGUCCCGGAGUGGGUGCUCAUCUCCCUCAUCGCCGCGGUGGUCGCCCUGCUCCUCCUCACGCUCUUCGGCCUGGCCGUGUACUCGGGGCUGCUGACUGAGGUGGAGGUGAGAGCCGGGCCGCCCCCCAUCCGCGGAGUGGUCCUGGCCUACAAGUUCCGUGUGGGGCCCUAUGAUGAGAGCGGGAACCUGUACACGGAGAGCGUCAGCAUGGCCCCGAAACUGGUGUCCAUAGGGGUCUACUACGACAACCCCAUGAAGGUCCCUGUAGAGUUCUGUCGCUACAUUGUGGGCAGUAUCCUCAGCGAGGGCGAUGAGAAGCCACUCCCCGAUCACGUCCGAAUAUUCCGGAAACAUGGAUUCAAGUUCUGCGUGCUGCCUGAAGUGAACCAUGCUGUGAUGGCCACGUUUCCAUACACGACACCGUUCUCAAUACAGCUGGCCACCACCAGGGUGCACCCUGCGCUGGAGAAAUACGUAAAGGAGCGGAAGCUGAGUGCCCACCCCUAUGUGGAGAUCUAUAAAGGGGAUAAAAUCAUCUUCAUGUGCCCCUUGUCUCGUCAAGAUGACUUCUACGUACCUGAGAUGAAAGAGCUACUGAGGAAGGAGAGAGGAGAGGCGCCUCUGCCAGAGUCUGAAGGUGCUGAACUUGACCCCCUGUUAUUAGAGGACACUUUAAGCUUGGAGCUGGUGUCGGAAAAUCAGGAAGAGACCGAGGCUGAAGGCUCCCAACGAAAAGAGCCAACCAACAGCGAGAAGAGCCCCAGCGAAUCCGGGGCAAGCGCCUCGUCCUUCGAAGAACUGGACCUGGACGGCAACGCGGCGGCCAAAGACCAGCAGGAGGCAAAAACCGAAUGGAGUAAAAUGCCGGAGAGCUGGGAUAAAGAGAGAGCGGAGGAAUGACUGAUCGUAAACGAAUCCUUGUAGAUGAUUAUAGCCGUUAGUAAAGCCUUCACAUAGCGACAGCGCGCUCCGCCCCCCCGUGCACAUCCGCCGCGCGGUGCAGUCAGCUGCCAGCGGGGGGCUUUAGUUUAUAGACGCUCAGUUUCUUUGCAGGAAAACAAAAGUUUUAUUUGUCUUUUAACUUCUUGUAUUGAAGUUGUCGGCUCCGAGGAUCCUGCAGCUGCUGAUUUUUGGCAAGGUGAAUAUUAGCUGAGCGGAGAGCGAGGGCCGCGGGACCCGGAGAAGAGCCUCCUAUGAAGGCGACUCCGAUUGGCUUCACGCGCAUUGAAGAAGAGUCUUGUCCUCAGAGUGUCGGCCGGUUUCAAGGUCGGAAUAAAAUGUUAAGAAAUAAACUGCACAAGACGAAGACGCCGCGUCCUGAUUGAGCGGGACGGAAAUCUCUGUACACCAGCAGCGCCGCGCAGGGGUGUGACCGCGUGUGCGCUCAGAAAAAGUCCUUUAAUCUAAUGAGGCUUGAUUG
Molecule: messenger RNA, 1592 nt
Organism: Bufo bufo (common toad)
Lineage: Eukaryota; Metazoa; Chordata; Amphibia; Anura; Bufonidae
Product: testis-expressed protein 264 homolog
Exons: 4
Coding region: 164-1072 (302 amino acids)
Biological process (GO): reticulophagy; protein-DNA covalent cross-linking repair
Cellular component (GO): replication fork; autophagosome membrane; nucleus
Source: RefSeq, a predicted model, not a curated record